GGCGUCCAUGGAGGUCAGUUUCCUUUGAUACAAAGCAGGAACUUUGGCCUCCAGAGAACAUCUCGGCUUGUUUCAUCUCUUUGGAGAUGUUUAAGUAGAGAAGCUGUUGAAGAGCGUCGGUUGCUGGUCAGUCGACACAAUGAGUUUCCUCUUUUCAUGAGAAUCAUCACUUCACCCACUCCUGCCUUCUACCUCUAAAGACUCAGUGUUGUUAUAUACAUAUAUUUUACAUCAUGUUAUCAUUAUGAUUCAUUUAUCAAUUUUAAAUCUCUUGUCAGAGACAGCAUUUUUUUCUGAGGCUGUUUUUCCAGAGAAGACUGAUUAUAAGAGUUUUUAUUCUCUUAUAUGACACUAUUUAUGCCGUUAGUUCUUAUCUAAUUGUAUUUUUCUUUUCUUGUUAACUUCUCUAUCUCUUCCAUGCUUCUCCUGUCAGAUGCAACUGUUUGACAUUAUCAGACUGUAAUACCCUCUCAUACACAAAAGUUCUCCUUUGCUUUUGUCUUAAAGUUUCAACCAUUCGUGCCGAGGGCAAAGCUCACUGAACUGAAUCCCGCUUGGCUGUUUUAGUUGUUUUUUUUUCAAUUUUUGUGACACCAUGUGGUCCACCUUUUUUGUGACCGAUGAGGAGGGCCGCACUGUUGGCCCGGCGUCGCCAGGGGGGGGGGCUGCACCGGGAGGGGCACCCCAGGGCGCGGGGGCCAUGUCCAGCCUCAUGACUGGACGCAGUACAUUUGGGGGGAACAAGCGGCGCAGGACGACGUCAACGGGACACUCCUUGAGCGAGGCCCAGGAAGGGAAGAUCAAGUUGGCAUUCUUCGUGGCCAUCGUAGGCGUGGUCCUCACGGUCCUCGGGAUGGGGACGGAGUUUUGGGUGGAGCUGUCACCUCCUAAGGGUUUCUACAACAAUCAGACCUGUCUGACAGCUCACUACGGCCUGUGGAAGGGCUGCACAAAGACCUUGUGGGUGUCCGACAUCGACCCAGAGAGAGCGAGCUGUGGACCUGCUGAACUACACGGAGAAUCAAACUGCACCUACUUCAAGUUUUUUACCACAGGGGAAAAUGCCGUGAUGUUUCAGAAGACCACAAGGAAGAAUUUGAAUGUAGCGGCAGCCAUGUUGGCCCUGCUCAGCCUGUUCCUAAUGGUGAUGGGGGCCAUUUGCAUCACCAUGGCCCUCAGCAAAGAGAUAGUCUUCUUCCUCAAGCCAGCGUCCGUCUGCUUCAUUCUGUCAGGGGUCCUGGUUCUUGCCACUCUGAUGGUCUUCCACCAGUCCGUCCUGGCCUUCCUGGCCAGUGACCACACGGUUCCGCUCCACCACGAGCUGUCCUGGUCGGUGACGUGCAUCGGCUGUGCGGCGGGCGUUCUCAUUGUGGGAGGGGUCCUCUUCCUGCUGCUGGCGCUGCCCUACAGCCCCUGGCGGAGGUGCCUCCCCCAGAAGGACAGCAGCAGCUAGGCGCCCUGGAGGGCUUGUGUUGCACUUUUGUUUGACGGGGAGGGAGUGUUUCCCAAAGACGUCUUAGCAGAGAGGUUGCUUUGCUGUUAUAUUCGGGUUUCACAUGCAUCGUAGUAAAGACAGCUCACGCGGUACAUAUGCUUUGUUUUAGAUUAAGUGUCAGCUUGGUGCCACGCUUUACAAAUUGUUUGUCGAGGAGAAACGUUGAGCUGACUGAGAAGGAGAACAUCGGUUAAUCAGCCAAAAAGUGUGACACGCGGCCAUGUUGCGUCAGUACUUUGCUCGGCUGGUUCAUGUUAAAGCAAACUGAGCCCGAAUGGGAGGUGAACCAACUGUGUAUGAAUGACAUUUUAUUAUUAAACACAACGUGAAUAUUUAU
This is a messenger RNA of Pungitius pungitius (ninespine stickleback), 1832 nucleotides long. Its product is annotated as voltage-dependent calcium channel gamma-6 subunit-like. The transcript has 7 exons. Gene Ontology annotation, biological process: regulation of calcium ion transmembrane transport via high voltage-gated calcium channel. The record is from RefSeq and is a predicted model, not a curated record. NCBI's taxonomy places the organism in Eukaryota, Metazoa, Chordata, Actinopteri, Perciformes, Gasterosteidae. Bases 596 to 1453 code for a protein of 285 amino acids. Gene Ontology annotation, cellular component: membrane; L-type voltage-gated calcium channel complex. Gene Ontology annotation, molecular function: calcium channel regulator activity.